Molecule: messenger RNA, 2201 nt
Organism: Diorhabda sublineata
Lineage: Eukaryota; Metazoa; Arthropoda; Insecta; Coleoptera; Chrysomelidae
Exons: 11
Coding region: 73-1836 (587 amino acids)
Molecular function (GO): protein binding
Source: RefSeq, a predicted model, not a curated record
GGAAACUUCAGCUGAUACAAUUUCAGCCAUUUUCCAAUUUUCUACUAUUUGAUACACGUACACAAACCAAAAAUGUAUUUCGUAUUUUUCAAAUAUGUUUUGUUAUAUGAUUUGUUGUUGUUUGUUAAUAGUGAAAUAAGAGUGAAAAGAAAUGAUAUAGAUCUGCCGACAUGUAUCGACAAAUUUGAUAUUCACAGAGAUACAAUAAUUAGGACGCAAGAUUCCCAAAAUAUGGGGGCGAAAUAUUUGACCGAACUCGAUUUGGGAUCGAGAGAAGAAUGUUUACAUCUUUGUUGUGAAACUGACAACUGCGAUGUGUUUGUUUUUGAAGAAAAAAAUGCCGGUAGCUGCUAUUUAUUCCAAUGUGGUCCACCGGAGGAUUUCAAAUGUAAAUUUACUCAUCACGUGAAUUAUUCGAGUGCCAUAUUAUCUAUAAAUAGACAUAUACCCGAUUUAGAAAGUCAAAUAAAGCUAACGAAACAUGAAAAAGACCUCAAUCAAUUGAGGAAACCAGAACUAGAAUCAGAACCUCCUGUACAUAUUCCUGAAAUAAAACCAACGUCUUCAUCAUCAACAACUAUAAUUCCAUCUCUCCGAGAAAUUGUACCAGUUAUUAAAAGCAAUAAACCCCCUGAAGACGUUUUAGACACGAAAUGCUCUAGAUUCCAGUUCGAAUGUCAUUCUUCAAAGGAAUGUAUUGCCAUUUACAACGCUUGCGAUGGUAUCCCUCAAUGUGCUGAUGGUAGCGAUGAAGGUCCAGAAUUGGGAUGUCCUUAUUCAACUGCAACUACGGCAACUCCCGUACCAAUACACGUCAAUAAUGUGGGCAUCAAACCUUUACUUCAAGUCAGAUACGACGCUAAUGUACAACAACCCCAACUUCCCCAAAUUCCGCAACAAAGUCCUUACCUCCGACAACCUCAGAUUCAUCAUGAUCCUCCUGCACUCAUACCGCCCGCAAUUCAACGAACACCUGAAGUAAUGAAUUACAUGCAAUCUAAUGGAAAUCCCCAAUUACAAUUUGAAGCUCCUCUUCAGCCGUACGUGCCCCAAUUACCAGCUGUACAAGGUCAACCUAAUUGGAUAGUACAUCAAACAAAUCAGGUGCCUCCACAGAUUCCUCAGUAUGCUGAUAAAAACAGUCGUAUUUUCAAUCACAAGGAGAGCGGUUUUCAAGUGCCUGAUGGACAAGAGAUCAGGUAUAAUAAAUAUAAGGGAGCUAUGCAGUAUUUGCAUCGCGCCCUCGGAUAUUCGAGCGAUAGUAAUACCGCAGGCCAACCUCCAGCAUCGUAUCCGAAAAUCGGAAAUUACUAUCCGGAAAGCAGUUACAGGCAACCAAUUCAACAAGAAAAUUGGCCAUCAGAUGAUGGAGUUUUCGAACAACAAAGUAAUCAAGAAAACUUCCAAAAUAGAGUUUCAGGACCGAAGCUGGACUUAACUCCAAGUCUAAAGAGAGAACAAACACCAAAUUUAAUUAAAAACAAUGUAAAUCCAAAACACGUUCAAGAACAACUCGCCCACGAUCUAAAGCAUUCGAAAGAUAAUAUGGAGCAAGUAAAAACAAACAAAGUGAAAAUAGCAACUAAAGUCCACCACGAAGAGGAACAGUAUCCGGAUGUUAUAUCUUAUAAAUUGAGUGGAGCUGAUGAUUUGGAAGAUGGAGUACCUCAUUUACAAAAAGGAGCAGUUUUAUCAGUAUCUCUAGGUCUUAUCAUCACCUUCAUAAUGGCUGUUUUAAUUGGAUGUAGACUAAAGGUAGUGCGUAAAAGGAUGAGAAAGGGGGGGAAAGCUUACGCCCACGACGCUGAUUUUUUAGUUAAUGGAAUGUAUUUGUAAAUUUUCAAUUAAUAUCGUCGCCAAAUUAUUCACCAUAUCAAUUUAAUAUAAUUAAUGAAACAGUUAAAUUCAUUAGUAGCUUGAAUUGAUUUUGGUUAAGGAGGGAAAUUAGUUGCAGUAUAAAAAUUGAAAGUACUUGUUACCAUUUUGUGGCGGCGAUCUUGCAUUUAAUUUAAAAUAUUUUAAAUAUACUUAUAUCAAUGUGUAUGACACAUCAGAAAGAUUCGUUAUUUGAGCAUAUUGUUCAGGGAUGUAAAUAGUUGUAUGACACAAUUAGGAAUGUUCGUGCCGAUUUUUUAUUCAUUUAUUUAUGUACUUUGAAAUGUCAAAGAAUGUUUUCUUAUAAUAAAUUGCAUAGCAAAUUU